UUCCCCUUUUCUGCCUAAGUUGUGGUGACACUGGUAGGAGGGCCGUCCCCGAAGCAGAGACAGUGCUGUGAUAUUUGUCGGGGCUCUCAGUGGCUCUUUGUGUUUUCCUCCAGUGAUACAAACAGGGAAAGUACCUCACAGGUGGGUCGGCCUGGCUGCCUGUCUCCUGGACAGCUGCACUCUACAAAGGAACCGAGCACAGCUCAGAGAUCAACACGUCCUCCCUCAUCAGAUAAAGGUGCACAAACCGGCUCAGGAAGCUGACUUCACUGAGGUUUUUCUGUAGAGGAAGCCGAGAGGACAAAAGUACAGUAGCACUCCUCUCCUUCUCUCGAUUUCUCUGUUUCUCGGGUACUGCUCUCCCAGGGCUGAAGUUUCACCGCCUCAGCCUCUCUCCUCCUCGGCCAUUGUGGGAUGACGAUGUCGCAGACUGUGGAGCACUGUGAGAUGGUGGAGAUCGGCCAGCACCAGCACCUUCCGACCCAAGGCUGCCAUCACAGGCUGGUCACCUUACUUCUUCUGUGGGUGUCUGUCCUUACUAUUGGUCAGGUGCUCUCCAUCACUCUCUACCUCACAUCUGGAGCACAUGUCCUGGACUUAACAACCGAACUCCCAGGGAACCCGAACACUGUGAAAUCAGUACAGACAACACCUACAGAGGCAAGCAUGACAUCAGGAAAAAUACUCAUUUAUGCAUACCACGGACUAAAGCAUACCAAGGAUGAAGCUUACAGACUCAAGUGGCUUUGGCAGAAUGAGCAGACAACAUCCCCUGUCUCCAUAGAAAAUGAAAUAAUGGAAGUCCGCGAAGACGGCAGUUACUUCCUGUAUGUACAGGUGAGCCUGGACAGUAUAACGGCGCCUGAACACAAGGUCAAGGUGAUGCUACACACAGAAAAAGAUUCAGUGAUCCUGGAGGGUCAAGUGUGUAAUCUUACCCGUACCACUGGGUUCCUGGGUAAGGCUGUGUUGCUAUCUGCCGGUAACAAGCUGGAGGUCACCAUUUCCCCCAAAAGCACAGUGAACUCCACAUAUACUGUCACCUAUAUGGGCAUCUACAAGUUUCCCCACUAAGUCACCCCAUAAACUCAAGGCUGAACUAACCCAAGUCAUGAACUGAGAAAAGGGGAGAAGAAAAAGGAAACUAGUGGAUUGACAGGUUUAAUAAAGGUCACUUGAAUAAGGACAUUUAGGAACUUUAGGCUAUAUUAAUAGCCUAGUCAGCAACCAGAAUGCCUCCUGAUCUUCACCUGUGUCCAGUGAGACAAUACAAGGGAAAUUGUCUACGUGCCACAUUGAACUAUGAUUUAAUAUUUUUUUGUUUUUGACCAUUUGUAAUUUAGUAAUUUGUUAUUUAUGUUCGCUUUUGCCUUUGUAUUUACUUAAACAUUACACAAUUAUAGAUUGAGAUUUAGUGUUUUAUAUUAUAUUAUAUAUGUUUAUUUAUUUGCUUUUUUAUUGAAUGAUGCUAAGGGAAUAAUGACAGGGAAGAUCAUACACCAUGAAUGUACUGCAUGUCAUUGUGUGACUAACUUUAUACUGCUUUAAACUCGAAAAACAAUGUUACUCAUACAUUAGAAUGUAUUGCUUAUUUUG
Molecule: messenger RNA, 1596 nt
Organism: Hypomesus transpacificus
Lineage: Eukaryota; Metazoa; Chordata; Actinopteri; Osmeriformes; Osmeridae
Gene: tnfsf18
Product: TNF superfamily member 18
Exons: 4
Coding region: 415-1074 (219 amino acids)
Biological process (GO): tumor necrosis factor-mediated signaling pathway; immune response; T cell proliferation involved in immune response
Cellular component (GO): membrane
Molecular function (GO): tumor necrosis factor receptor binding
Source: RefSeq, a predicted model, not a curated record